This is a messenger RNA of Caenorhabditis bovis, 5001 nucleotides long. The record is from the annotation of a GenBank genome assembly. Lineage: Eukaryota; Metazoa; Nematoda; Chromadorea; Rhabditida; Rhabditidae.
AUGAGCGUGGAUACGUCGACGCGCCUUCUUCAACUUGAUGGUCUACUAGAGUCGAAAAAUCGCACAAUUCGACAUGAAGCAGCGUUGGCUUUCGGGAAAUUCUCAAUAUUCGAUGAAAACGUUCAAAAAAUUUUUAAUAAGCACUUGACAUCACAAUCCUGGGACGCGCGAGUUGCUGCUGGAAAAGCGCUGCACAGUAUUCUCGAGAAUAUGAAAAAUGGAAUGGAGCCGGCGAAACUUGAACCAACGGAAAUGUUUGAAGAGUUGAAGAAGCUUGAUGUACAGCAUGUUCUGAACACCUUUAAGCCAUUGCUUGGCGACUCUGAAAUUCAAGAAGCGAAUAAUGAGCCGUCCAGGAAUAAUAAUAAAAAGCAACGCGAGCUUCUUGAUCAACAUUUAGAAUAUAAUCAUCUCACCGGUAUCACAUCAAAAAAGUUUCUUAGCGAUGAUGAGCUCAUGGAAACGUGCUCGAGCAGCAAAUCAGUGGAGAAUACCGAUAGUCAGGAAUUAUCGAAAAUUGUGAAGAAGAUCGAUAUCGAGGAAGGCGCCGGCCAAUCGGAGGAGUUUGACGAGACCGAACGGAAGAAGAAGCUUUGGAGAAUCUUAAGAGGCUUCAUCGAUCAGGUGACCGAUCAGCGAUGGCAUGCGCGGCACGGAAGCGCGAUUGCCGUCUGCCAAAUCGCGACGUGCGCGUUCACGCAGCUAUCAAGUGAUCUGAUUGAUUCUUGUCUUUAUUUAUACCUUCAUGUACUCAUUCUUGACAAGUUCAAUGACUUCAUCUCAGGGAGGAACGCAACGGCACCGGUUCGCGAGCAAUGCGCUCAAGCUUUAGUGCACCUGAUGAGGAAUAUCGACGUUUCGCGGAAGGAUGUCGUCCUUCAGAUAAUGGUCCAAAUGAUGAACACACCCGGCGAGCAGAAUUGGAACGUUCGCCAAAGUGGGCUUCUCGUGAUGAAAUAUUAUUUCGCGAUUGCAAAAUCCGACGGCGAACGUGCGACAUUUGACAAGUGCUUUGAAUUGGUUAUUCAAUCGCUAAACGACACCGUCGACGAUGUGACGGGUUGCGCUGUCAAAACGCUUUCCUCGAUUUUAUCCAACGAAUAUGUCUCGAAAGAAGACGCUUCGAAAUUAGUUAGCCGCGUCAUGUAUCACGUUUGGAGGCUUCUGCUCAUCGAGUCAACAAAAGAGCAAUUGCGAGCUGGUCUCGAUGCUCUUUGCAUCGAUCUCAUUGAAAUUGUCGAGUUGUGGCUUAAUUGGAACGCCGAGUCGAGUAUUACAAGGGAGAAUCUCCUUGUGAUCUGCUCGAUGCUUGAUGUCAGUUUUCCGCAGCGUUGCGAGAAGAUCAUCCGAUUACUUGAUCUCGACCUCUCGCGUGGCGACUCGGGGAAACUUCAAGCGCAAGACGUGUUCUCGAUUGUCAAACAGCUCUAUCGCAUCUUAUUAUUCUCACCGCCUGCCGAUUCAUUGGCAUUUGUCGAAAUGACAUUUUUAACAUUUCAGAAGCUUUAUAAGGCUUAUGAACCUCAAUUAAUUGCCGCCGGCGAGAUAUGUAAAACGAUCGGCGUUUGGACGGGUUGUUUGCUUUUUGACCAUCGAAGUCCCAUGAUUGACGUGUUCGAAUAUUGCGUCGACGGAAUAUCGAGCGUCAAAGAAUCGCCGUGUGAACGAAUGUGCUCCGAGGAGAUGCGAUUCCUCUCAGAAAAGGAGAAGGAUCGAACCUACCUGGUUCGAAAGAUCUUGUGCGCGAAAUUUUUGGCGAUCAUACUUGAAUCAUUGUUCGAAUCUGAUGCUGACAUGAAUGGCCAAAAAGUAAGCACUGCAAUUCAAUUAGUCUUCAUACCAUACUUUCAAUCGACUAGCAUCAUGCAUAAUCUCGGCGCUGCCGUUGUCGUCAAUGAAUGGUCGGCGCUCUAUCGAGCAACGAUCAAUACGAAAAAUGCCGGAUUGGAGCCGCCAAUGACGAUUGUGCAACUUGCGGAUAACGUGCUGAAAGGUGUGUUCGGUUCGGCGAAACAUUACGACGAGAUGUCGAACACGGUGAACAUGCUGACGAAAGAUUGCAAUGAUUUCAUUGAAUAUUGCGCGAUUCGCGGAUUCGAUCGCUCGAAAAUUGAUGUGAUGGCGGCGGAUUCGAUCGAGGAGAUCAGCCGAAUCGCCUACACGACGUCGCGCGAGUUUCUGAAGACGGAAAAGCAGAAGGAAUCGCUCGAUGGUCGUUAUGGGAUUCUGACGAGGACGAUUGAAAGCGUCAAAAUUGCUGUUCGCACGAAUGCCAAUCGUAUAAGCGCAUUAUUAGCAUCGGCGUUGUUUUAUUUUGGAAAUGCUCCGGAAAAGCUCACCCCGCAGAUUCGACCACUCGUUGAAACAAUGCAGAUGGAGGAGAACGACGCGAUCGCGGCGGAGAUAUUUCGCGGCUCGGUGCCGCUUCUCGUCAUGUACAGUUGGCCGAGAAACCCGCGGCCCUACGUGAAGGUGCUCGCGAAAGCGAUCGAGGCGUUCGCGAGUUGCUCCCAUCGGAUACCGAAGCCGAACACGAUCGCCAAUCGCUAUUGCGUCGUGAGCCUUCAACGAUUGACGGGAAACGAUGUCGACGAUGAUGAGAGCGGCGAGGCGUCGUCGGACGCGUCGACGCCGCGAAUUGCGCCGAGCAGUCGCAACGCCGAGCUCAUUUUAUUGAUACUUUGCCAAUUUUCAACUGUUCAACUACCCGAAUUUUAUGCGAAUUUCGAUCUGAAUGAGAAUGUCGAUGAAUUGGUUCUUCUACAUCGCCUCGAACUUCAUGAAUGCCUUUGGAGUCGCGUCGGCUCGCGGCUAUCCGACGAAUCGACGAACAAAAUAUUUGAGCUGUUGGCUUCGCACGAUCCGGCGCUUCGAUUUGCCGCCGCCAAAGCGAUUGAGACGUUCACGAAGUCGCAGUGCGGCGAUACGAUAUCGCGAGUUUAUGAGCGUCUGACGACGAUGGCGUCAAAUUUGUUGAACGACUUCGAGCGUCUCGGCGCCGUCGAGGCCUACUUGCGAUUGUCGUGCAUGGACGCGGCGUUUCUCAAUGGUCUCGCGACGCUUCUGUGCCCGAUCGUGUUUCGUUUGCUCACCGAUAAAUGCGAGAUUGUUCGCGAUGCGGCCGGCGAGGCGUUUCGCCGAUUGGUGCCAUUGGUGACGGUCGAGGAUCCGAAUUUCGUGAUACCCGAUUUGUGCGAUGCGCUGAAACGCCGAAAACUCGAGAACACGAACUUCAUUCAUGUGUUGAGCUCGCCGAGCGCACUGCCGCGAAUUGAAGUGGCCCAGAUAAAAGGUGGUCUCGAUGGCAAAAUGCUCAGAGAGUACCAGCUCGAGGGCAUCACGUGGAUGAGGUUCCUUCGUCAUUAUGGGCUCAAUGGGAUUCUUGCGGAUGACAUGGGAUUGGGCAAAACGCUUCAAACGAUGUGCGCGAUCGCAAUGUCGCUGGAUUACGACAAUCUUGAUAAAAAAUCGAAGUGCUCGCUGAUUGUGUGCCCACGAACGCUGGUCGAUCAUUGGUGUCUCGAAUGGAAACGAUAUUUUCCGAAUCGUACGCCGGCGCAGAAGCAUGUUGGUAAGAGUAUUGCGGCGGAUGUUUGUGUGGUGGCCUAUGAAGACCUCAAAUCGAAUCAACUUAUACAAAAGCGCGUUUGGAACUAUGUGGUUCUCGACGAAGGCCACAUAAUGAGGAACACGAAAACGCAGAUCUGGCGAAGUGCGAAUUCGUUGUUGUGCAAAAGUCGUUUGAUAUUGUCGGGAACGCCGAUUCAGAACUCACCCGCCGACCUUUGGGCGCUAUUCUCGUGGCUAAUGCCCGGCUAUUUGGGCACCGAGAAGCAGUUUCGUGCGCAAUUUUUGCGAAAAAUUUUAAAGUGCCGAAACGCGAAAGCGACCGAGGCCGAUCUGAAAGCGGGCUCGAGCGCACUAUCGCAAUUGCACCGCCUCAUUUUGCCGUUCGUUUUGCGACGAAUGAAGGGAGAUGUUCUCAAAGAGCUUCCCGACAAGAAUGUGCAGGAUUACGAGUGUGAGCUAAGCGAUGAUCAGAAGGACAUCUAUCGAUUCGUUGUCGAUUGUUGCACGUCGAACUCGGAUGACAUCGCGUCGGGACGCGGCAUCUCGGCGCUUCACACGCUCAUCACACUUCGAAAACUCGUCGAUCAUCCGAUAUUGAGCUACGAAACGUUGUGUCAACUGAACGCCCCUCAAGACAUUCUUGAGAAGGGCCAGAAUGCGCGAUCGGGCAAAUUGGAGGGGCUCGGUCAGCUUCUCGUCGAGUGCGGAAUUUGUCGGCAACAACAAGACGGCGACGAGACGGAUGAGAUCGCGAUCGCUUCGGACGCGUCGGUUUCGCAUCGCGCGUUGAUCUUUUGCCAAUGGAAAUCGUCGGCGAAAUUGGUAUCGCAGAAAUUGAGCAGCGGAGAAUUCGGCUCGAAAGUGUCGCAUUUGGUGCUCGAUGGCGAUGUGGCGGCGGCGGAUCGAAUGCGAUUGGUGAAUCGGUUCAAUGAAGACAAAACGAUCGAUGUUCUGGUGCUCACCACUCACAUUGGCGGCGUUGGUUUGAAUUUGACUGGAGCCGACACGGUGAUUUUCCUCGACCACGAUUGGAAUCCGAUGAAGGAUCUGCAGGCGAUUGAUAGGGCUCAUCGUCUUGGACAAACUAGGAAGGUUAAUGUGUAUCGAUUGAUCACCCAGGGGACCAUUGAAGAAAAGGUGAUGAGUUUGGCCAAGUUCAAAUUGAAUACGGCGCAGGCGUUAAUUAGCGAUGAUAAUACGUCGUUGCAAUCGAUGCAGACGACGGAAUUGAUGGAAAUGUUCACUCUUGACGGCGAUGAGAAGAAGGCGGCGGAGCCGGCGAGGAAGCGGAAGAAAAUGAGCUCGGGAGCUUCGCAAGCCGCUAGCGGCGGCGGCGGCGGAUUGCCGGCGCAUGAAUGGAAUCUUGCCGAAAUGUGGGAUGAAAGUCAAUAUGACGAUUUUCAAGUGUCCAAAUUCCUUAAAUCGGCAUAA